UUUUGGUAACAAAUUUGACUCGCGAUGUAAACAUGACCCAAAGGAGGGUGGUCACAUUUGAUGAUGACGUAAUAGGCGUACAUAGAGAAACGACCACACGAAAAAUGGCAGCUUCCGUCUCGUGUGGUAACUACCGCUGUCUCCAAGAAAGAAAACAGCUUCGGAAAGAACUCGAAAAGUCAAGAAAACAAUUUAUCAGUUCAAUAGGAUUUGAAUGUGUCGUGAAAGAGCUUUAUGGGGUGGAGUCUGUGAAGAGGAUAACACCAUUCAACGAUGAAGCAAGGCAUGAGGCAGAGGAUUGGGACCCAUCAGUUGCCGAGAUCUGCCAGCUAUGCAUGGCAAGGAAACAGCUUGUCAAGGAAUCAAUUGCAAGACAUGAGCGAUAUAUUGAUGAGUACACUGGUAAUUUCGAGACCAUAGCUGAUGUGAGUGACGGUCAACCCCUGGACCUAAGCCGGGCAGGUGUAGUGGAAGAUGAAAGAAACACAGAGAGUCCAGUGGCACUAGCGACACCACGUAAGAACCAAUCGUCACUCAAGGUGCCUUUCAUCAAAGUGAAGAACAAAAACAAACUUGGACGUCUUGGAAAGACAGGUACAUAUUCUAAUUAUACACAAGCUGAUCUCAAACUUGCCUUAGCGGAUGUUCGUAGUGGGAAAAUCGGAACAAGACGUGCAUCAGUGCUCUAUGGUAUCCCACGAUCCACCAUUCGCAACCACCUUAAUCGCAAUUCGUUCCUAAAUGAGGAUGAUAAUCAAGGGGUACAGAACAAUCGCUAUAAGAGAGGUGCACCCAAGGUAGAAACGACCAUUAAAGAGAAGGAAAUAGAUAAGCCUAAAAUCACACUACCACAAGACUCAAAUUCAUAUGGCAGCGUGUGCUUUGCCAAGGAUGGUGAAGAUGUCAUUUCCCGGCUCAGGAAGCACCUGGAAGAGGUAGAAAAGUGUAAGACACGAAUUGACGGUAAGCAAACCGUUGGCCGUCUCCUUUUGCAGGAGAUGCUUUCAGGUCAGGCUAAUAAAGCAAGAGAUCAAGAUGAUAAGCUUAAGAUUAGCCACAAGUCCAGCCUACCGAAAAGUGUCUUUGAGUACCUCAUUGAAAAACAUCUGGAAAAUGUUAAUGAAGAGAUUGAUGCGGGUGAGAAUCGUGAGAACAUCCAAACACAGAAGAUAAAGUCUGGCCAGGUGGAUCCUAAAUUGAAAGUGCCUGAUUUUAAACCGGUCAAUAGUGGACCGGAUAAAGAUAAACCGUUCGUUAUCGAAGAAACACGAAAUACUGCUGCUGUUAUAAAUGAAUGGUUCAAACGGUCUGCUUCACCGUUAAUAGACAUGACAUCCCAAGAACAUGACUCUUACACAAAUUCCACAACUGGUAGAUCAGUGUCGUCUGACGAGUAUAAUAGCAGCCAAAGUAAACGACCGAAACGAGGCCGAUAUCGCUGUUAUGAUCGAGAGAGUCUUAUGCAAGCCGUAAAUGCUGUGCAGCGUGGAGAGAUGACCGUGACAAGAGCUGGCAAUGUUUUUGGUGUCCCACAUUCCACGUUGGAGUACAAAGUCAAAGAGCGCCAUUUAAAACGCACUUCAAAACGAUCGUCAGAAGAUAAAGCGCAAACUAGUAGUGCUCACUCCGAUCACUCUGACAACCAAAGUUCACAAGAACCUGAAAUUUUCAAACCGCAAAGGUUAGCCCCAGCAGCGAUGAUGUACCCAAUCGGUAGCACCAUCAUGCCAUCAUACGAUAGCUUUGCAAGUCGCUUACGUGCAAUCAGCGAACGCCAACUGUGGCAUAGUAUGUUUCCAUAUUCAAUUGAUCCCGAAGCUCUGCGACAUUUAUCAGAAUCAGCAAGUCACUACUACAGGUCACAUCCGCUUUACUCUGGACAGUAUCUAGACGAAGAUUAUUACCUCCUAAACAACAGGCAGUCAACAUCACUCGCUUUACACCCGUCACCAAGAGAAUCAGUACUUGGUGAUCAGGCGUACAAAGCUGACUCUGAAACUGAGCAUGUCGUGCCCAACACCUACGAGAACUCUACCGUGAAGCAGGAAGUGAAACGAGAGAAGAGUUCCAAUAUUAAUAACAUCAUAGAGAAGCUUUUAGAAGCUCAGAUUUACCAACAGGUGAAAAACAUACGAGAUCCAUCUUCAUCGUCCACACCAGAUAAACAAGAGACAUUGGAGGAACCCGCCGAAGAGGAACCAGUCAUCAACGAUCUUUCAAAUUCCACACGGAAACGACCAACUGAAGAAGAGGAAAACGAGGAAUCAAUACCCACCAAGAAAAGUUGCCAUGAUGAUGCAGAAAAAUCUCAAAAAAUCACCGAGAAAGUAGGUGCAAUACCAGUUUGAUUUUCCAGAAAUCAAGUGUUUAAAAUGUGUUUAAAAAUUGUGAACCAUGAAAUAGAAUGUUUGAUUUAUUAAUUUAAUUUAUUAAUCGAUCAUUUUUUAAUUGGAACGGUAGUUGUUGGUAUUAAAACUACAAAGGAGAGUUUUUAUUAGUACAUCAUUAGACCGUGUCUUUCAGUGAUUUGUGUUCAAUUUAAGUUAGUUCAUUGUUUUAGACCCGUAGAUAAAAUUCAAAAUCAUGGAAAUAUGCCAUUAAAUAUAACUUGUAAAUGUUUGCUGCCUAAAUAAAUUGAAUAUAUGAAAAAAAAACACAAAUAUGUUACAGAGUAACAGCCUUAAUUAAAUUAUACUGGUAAGUUCUGUCACCAGUUUUUGCAUAAUUGGAAAAGUCAAGAUAUUCUGGUUUGUUACAUCAAACCUCUGAAAUAUCAUUUACAGAUAUAUAGUUUAUUCCAGGUUUUUUAUCUAAAUGAUUUUGUUGUAUUUGUAUUUGUUCAGAUAUAAAUUUUCCAAUAAGAAGUAAUUAAAUGAUGCUUUUGAAAUUCCUUUGUUUAAUACGAAAUAACAGAUUUUUUGUAACCGAUUUCUAUUAGCAAGUGAUGUGUUGUACAGAAUCGAUAAUGUUGAAGCAUUCUUGAUUCAUCUCAAUUAUGGUGCUAAAUUGAAUGGAAGUUCCCAUCACUUACAAAUAUAUCAUCAUGGUAACAACUUUCAUGAUUUUGAUGUUCGAUGUCAGUUUUUUGUAGUCUUUUGUAUGGUCUAAAAAACUUCAGCUUUUUUAUAUCUGAUAGGCACUUCGAUGCUGAAGACGUAGAUGGUAUGAAAUACCUUCUUUGCAGCAGUUAAAGUGAUAAUUAAGUCAUACAUCAUGUGCUAUUGUGAGCAUUUGUAGGUAACAAAACAGGGUAAAACACUCCCUUUUUAGAAUGGAAUAGCCUUACUAUGGUGAGCAUGUAUUGUAUAUAGUGAUUAACAUUCUAAUAAAACACCCAUUUUCAGAAUGGAAUAUUUUCUAACCUCUGACCUUGGUAAGGGCACAGUUGGAUUCGUCUUUGACAUCCUUGGCCAUAUCUGAUAUAAUUGCAUAAUAAUAAUCGUUAUCAACAACCAAAUUGCAACAAAGUAGUACGUAUAUUUUCACAAUUUAACUAAUUAAAUAGCUCAGAUGUGCAUAAAAGUACAAUCUUUUGACCUUGAUUUUCUUGUACUGCAGUAGGAUCGUGUCGUCCUCACUUCCUUACACGUGUGAGGUUGCCAUGUUGAUAUUACACGCAACAAAAGUAUCUGCUUAUAGUUUCAUGAAAACCAAGAGCUGGAAAAUGUGUGUUAACAAGUGAUUUCAUUUGUGAACUAACUGUGAAUUGUAUAAUAGCAGAGAUUAAAACUGUGUUGUACGCAGAUACAGUCAAUUUGUUUUUAUUUAUUGACAGUUGCAUGAAAAUUGAAGAGAAAUAUUUGUAUAACUUGUGAUUUUUGUAGGUUAUUAUAAAUGAGAUAAACUAUGUUAUUAUUUCUGUUAAAAGAACAUAAAAUGUAUAUAAUUUUGUUCGGUUAACAAUUUUGCCUUGGUGCAAUAGAGGGCAGUGUUUGGAUCAUGAACAAUAGACGUGCAUGUAAAAAAAGAGAAAAAAAACUUAUCUUUCAUGAUUUCAAAUAGCUGGCCUGUUGUUUUAGGUUUGCUAUGUUCACAGGAUCGUUGCAUACGGGGAGCAACAGCUUAUAGCAAUUAAUAGAGAAGUGUAAAAAAAGACGAAGUCUUUACAGCCUGUUUCAUAUACUAAACAUGUCAUAGUCACAUAAAAUUCAAGAACUGGGUUGUUAGGCUACAUGAGGACCUUGCAGAAACAGUGAUAAAACUCUUUUAUUUUAGGAUCACCAAUCAUGCAUUAUCUAUUUGUCAUUUCUCAACAUUUAUAUUUCAUUUUGUUUUGAAUUCUUGAUUUUAUGAAGCCAGAUAAAAUUCAUACAAGAUUUAUGAAAUUUAAGAUGCACACCUGGAAAGGUGUUAAUGAAUCUUCUUUCUACAAAAAUGACAUUUCUAAGCUGAACAUGCAGUGGUCAUCAAUAACAUUUUAUUCAUCAUUUUGGCAGGAAAAUUAAUCAAAAAAAGGAACAAAAAAUUGCUAAUAACUGAUUACAGUUAUCCCCAAGAACUCUAUAAUUUGAGAAAUUAAUAAAAUAUCUAAACAUUAAUUACAUGACAUUAUAGAUUCUAGGUCAGAUUUAACUGAAACUAUAUAAGAUUUUUUUUAACCAAGAUUUAUUAAGAAAUGUGAAGGAAAUCAAGACCAUAGAAAAUCUGAUUUAUUUUUUCUUUCCAAAUUUAUUCUAAUGAAUUGAAUUAAUCAAGAAUGUUUCUGAUUAAUGGAACAUUUAUUGUGUCUGACCAUCCCAUGUCAUAUGACAGAUAUUUAAUUUUUUUUCCCUAAUUAAAAGACAUCUUUUUUUAAACUCUUCAUAUUUAAUUGAAUAUUUUCAUAAGAGUGUUAUAAGAACAGAGUCUUGCCUCCAAUGUGUGCAUAGGAGAACAUUUGUGCUUUUUGUAAAUUUAUAUGUGCUUCUUGCUAGUGUAAAAUAGUUGUAGUGUAAACAAUUUCACUAAACCCCAUAGUGGGGCACUUUAUUUCAUUUAGCUGUAAAUCUAAGCAAUCUGGAAUUUAUGCACAUUUAUUAAAUUUAAUUAAAUACACUUAUUAUUAAUUGCAUUAUUAUUUUUGAAUUACCUUCAAUUAAUUAGUGUGAUUUGUUUGUUAAAAUUACCCCGUACAAAUGCUCAUUCUUAAUGAUUAUUCAAUUUAUUAUAUAUUAUUAUUAUUUAGUUGUUUAUUAUUUAUAUAUAUAUAUUAUUCAAUUAGGUAUUUCUCAUAUUUACCACUGUUUGACUUUACAAUCAAUAUAAAACCAUGUUCUGUUGAAUUAAACAAAACAACUAGUACAGCUCAUUGUUAUAAUCUGCAUACAGUAUUGUUGUUAUUAUGUUCCUUUAUUUGUACAGGUAUGCAUAACAAUUUAUAUUAAUACCAUUACAGCACCGUGAGUAUGCAUUGUAAUUUUGUUUUCUCCAAAGGUUUUAUCAAAGUGUGCUUAACUAUUUUGUUUGAUAUUAAAUUUCAAAUGUUCCAUCUGAA
Anneissia japonica is the source of this 5473-nucleotide messenger RNA. RefSeq lists its product as uncharacterized. The record is from RefSeq and is a predicted model, not a curated record. NCBI's taxonomy places the organism in Eukaryota, Metazoa, Echinodermata, Crinoidea, Comatulida, Comatulidae. Gene Ontology annotation, biological process: regulation of transcription by RNA polymerase II. The transcript is spliced from 6 exons. Gene Ontology annotation, molecular function: DNA binding. Gene Ontology annotation, cellular component: nucleus. The coding region runs from base 33 to 2348 and encodes 771 amino acids.